This is a messenger RNA of Pogonomyrmex barbatus (red harvester ant), 1759 nucleotides long. RefSeq names its product arrestin domain-containing protein 17. NCBI's taxonomy places the organism in Eukaryota, Metazoa, Arthropoda, Insecta, Hymenoptera, Formicidae. Gene Ontology annotation, biological process: protein transport. The record is from RefSeq and is a predicted model, not a curated record. Gene Ontology annotation, cellular component: cytoplasm.
UGCGCAUGUACGCUAUUGGUGCAAGUAUCAAGAUCGAAGGGAAAUUUUAGGAUAGAGAAGUUUCUAUAGUAUCUGUUACGUCAUUGAUGUGUUGUCCGGUUUCGUGAGCGGUUCGGCACCAGCUUGGUACAGUGUAAGCAAAGAAAAACGGAGAUGAAGUUAUGAUAUUAAAUGUUGGCUGUUGGAAGAUAAAAACGAAUGGAAUAAUCAGAAUUUAUCGGAAAGAUCGGAAAAGAUAAAACGGUCAAUAUGGGUCUCAAAGACUUCCGGAUAGUGUUUGAUAAUCAAUGGAGCACGUAUUAUCCUGGGCAAACGGUGACGGGUAACAUCAUCCUUGUUCUGGAUAGUGUGAAGAAAAUUCGCGGUAUAAGUGUGAAAAUAAAAGGUGAAGCAAAUACUAAUUGGUCAACGGUUAAACAAGAAAUGGAUGAAAAAGGACAAUAUACAGAUGAGACUCACACUGUUACAGCACAUGAAAGUUAUUUCGAAACAAAAUAUUAUUUGGUUGGAUCAGCCUCGGGUGGAGAAAUAGAGAUACAAUCGGGAGAACAUAAAUUUCCAUUCAAUUCUUCUUUACCAAUGAAUUUACCGAGUAGUUUUGAAUCGGAUUUUGGACAUGUUCGUUAUACUGUCAAGGCUACAUUAGAUCGACCUUGGAAAUUUGAUCAAGAUGUUAAGAGUCCUUUUACAGUUAUCGCCCCUUUGGAUUUAAAUCAGGAACCAAGAGCAGCUGAACCUGUGCGGCAAGAAAUGAGUAAGACAUUUUGUUGCUUAUGUUGUGGCUCACCACCCUUGACCGUAAACUUUUCGCUACCAGUUCGCGGAUACGUGCCCGGCCAAUUGAUGCCAAUCAUGAUAAAUGUAGAGAAUUUAUCGAAUGUCGUUGUAAACACCGUCAAACUAGUACUCUGUAAGGUUGUGACUUUCCACGCUACCACACCACACACAGAUACUAAAACAGAGGAAAUCGUGGUGAAAGAGAUCAGUAAAGGACCAGUCGAGGCUGGUGAAACUGUUAAUUAUGAGCAACAUUUAGACAUUCCGCCUCUUCCACCAUCAAAUCUCACUAAUUGUCACAUCAUCGAUCUCGAAUAUAAUUUGAAAGUGGAAGCCUGCGUUGAAGGAUGGUAUCAUCGAAACCUAUCUGUCAAUAUGCUUAUCUUCGUGGGAACGAUUCCACUCACAAUUUAUCAUGUUCCAAGUGCUCCACCAGUAGGAAUGGAUGGCGAAUCAAUGAAACCACAAGUUGGUUUUGUCAUACCUUCAGCAAACACUGCAUUGCCUCCAUUGCCGGAAUCUCAUUUAUAUCCAAACUUACCUCCGCCGUCGUUUGAGGAAUCGUCAUAUGGCGCCAGAAAUCUUCAUGAGCGCGGAGAAUCAGAACAUGUUUAUGGUUUGACUAAUCAUUUUGCACCAAGAUAUCCUGUAUAUAAUUUUGCAUCUACACAGCAAUAAAAGAACGGGGGAAUUGCUGUGUUGAGAUUAGUUUUUCAAAAUUAUAGGCACGCAUACUUUGCUUUUUUGGUGAUAUAAAUUUUUAAUACAUAUAAUAUUGCAAAGUAUUCGUACUAAUUUUAAAAAAAUACUCUUAGCAAACGCAUAAAUUAAAAAAUAUAUAACUUUUAAUCACAUAUGCAAAACGAACCAAUGAAAGUGUUUUUCGCAUUUAUAUUUUUUUACAUGAAUUUCUAAUAGUCAAAGAAUAUCACGCGCGCAUAUGUAUAAACGCGUACAUCGGUAUUGUAUAGAAUAUAUUUAU